ACAGCGUGGAGGAGGAGGCCCACGGCCAGGCCGAGGCGCCGGGGUCCGCUGGGCUCCGGCUCCUCGAGGAUGUCCCUCAAAGCGAAGGACGACUUCCGGCGGCUGUACACAGUGUCGGACACGCGGACCCAUCCCAAGGGCUACACGGAGUACAAAGUGACCGCCCAAUUCAUCUCGAAGACAAACCAAGAGGAUGUCAAGGAGGUGGUCGUCUGGAAACGCUACAGUGACUUCCGCCGCCUGCACGGUGAUCUGGCCUACACCCACCGCAACCUCUUCCGCCGCCUGGAGGAAUUCCCGGCCUUUCCCCGGGCACAGGUCUUUGGCCGCUUCGAAGCCUCCGUGAUUGAGGAGCGGCGGAGGGCUGCAGAGGCCAUGCUACGCUUCACCGUCAACAUUCCUGCCCUCAACAACAGCCCCCAGCUCAAGGAGUUCUUCCGCGGUGGGGACGUGACCCGGCCCUUAGAGCCCAGUGACCUGCACAUCCUGCCACCGCCCCUGGUGCCCACCCUGCCCCCAGAAGAGGCCCGCCUCCCCCAGCCUCUGCCAGCGGAGCGGCUGGGCCACGAAGAGCUUGGGGAUGAGGACGAGAAGCCAGGGGACCAGCCUCCCUCCAGCCCUGCUCAGGAGGCCCUUGAUCUUCUGUUUGACUGUGGGGCUCCUGAGGAAGAGACAAGCCCCGCGGCCCGGGGGCCGCUCACCGAGGCCGAGCUGGCGCUCUUUGACCCGUUCUCCAAAGAAGAAGGUGCCGAACCCAGCCCCACCCACGUAGCUGACCUGGUGGCCUUGGGGGCAGAGCCCCAGACCCGGGGCCAGUCGCCCUGGAAGCUGGGAGGGGGUGAGGAGGAGGAGGAGGAGGAAGAGGAGGGCCCAUGCCCAGCCUACCUGACCAGAGCUACAGAGCUCAUCACCCAGGCCCUGAAGGACGAGCGAGCGGGGGCCUACGCUGCGGCCGUGCAGGGAUACCGGGACGGCGUGGACGUCCUCCUCCAGGGGGUGCCGGGUGACCCCAACUGUGCCCGCCAAGAAGGGGUGAAGAGGAAGGUGGCGGAGUACUUGCGGCGGGCUGAAGAGAUCCUACAUCUCCACCUGCAGCCAUGAGCCUGCCUUCCUGCCCAGAUGCUGCUGGCCGGCCCAUCCGAGAAGCCUGGCUUCAGUUUCCCCAUCUGUGAGAUGGGGGUCAGCAUACUUGCACUGCCCGCCCCCCAGUGGGAUGUCAUGAGGACAGUGCUUGGGGGUCUCACGGAGGUGCUGAAAAAGUGGGGGUCUCAGGAGGAGUCCUUCCCUCUUCUCCAAUGUCCAAUUAUGUGGGGUAAUUGACCAGCUACCCCCCCAAGCUGGGGUCCACACAACUGCCAAUUAGACAUUCCCCAAGUGCCCUUCAGACCACUGCACUGCCCAGCCCCGAUGACCCAGCCCUCCCUCACCACUCUGACCACACAGUGGCAUCUCCCACCUUCAUGCCUUUCCCUAGGCCAUUCCCCAUGCCAGGAAUGCCUUCCCUCCUCACCGUCUGACCUGGAAGUGAAUGAAUGAAUGAGUGGCUAAUCUGUGUACACGUGGUUCUCCGGGGGUAGUGUAAACCUCUGGAGGGCAGAGGCUUCUGUCUCUGUAUGCCGGUGCCCAGAGCAUCUCGGGCACUUAAUAAAUGCUUGCUGAAUGCAUUGGAAAGAA
This is a messenger RNA of Vombatus ursinus (common wombat), 1674 nucleotides long. It is a transcript of the gene SNX15, whose product is annotated as sorting nexin 15. Gene Ontology annotation, molecular function: phosphatidylinositol binding. NCBI's taxonomy places the organism in Eukaryota, Metazoa, Chordata, Mammalia, Diprotodontia, Vombatidae. The transcript is spliced from 8 exons. The record is from RefSeq and is a predicted model, not a curated record. The coding region runs from base 70 to 1101 and encodes 343 amino acids.